Theobroma umbraticum is the source of this 1255-nucleotide messenger RNA. Its product is annotated as Cyclin family protein. Lineage: Eukaryota; Viridiplantae; Streptophyta; Magnoliopsida; Malvales; Malvaceae. The record is from RefSeq and is a predicted model, not a curated record. Gene Ontology annotation, biological process: regulation of cyclin-dependent protein serine/threonine kinase activity. Gene Ontology annotation, molecular function: protein kinase binding.
UAGUUUGCUAGCUUAUGUUCUUGUUCUACCUGCAGGAGAAGGAAUUUCCUGUUAGAGCAAAUUGACACAGAAUUCAUUGAAUUUAUCAGAUUUGGAAACAUUCUAUCCUGCUUCUGCUACUGCUUCUCCAACUGUUCUACAGGUUCCUGAGAUGUGAUGGAAGGUGGGAAACUUUUGUUUCAGGAUUGUGUUUAUUCCCUGAAUCACCCAGCGAGCUCUUUCCCUGAAUCACCUUAUGUGUCUCUCUUUUUUCUUGUUUCUGCUGCAAAUAUACUGUUCCCGGGUGCCUCUAGUCUCUCAGGAAAAGGAUGAUUCAAAGCUGGCCCACCAGGAAUGAAGUUCUUUAAUUCUACUUUCCUUUGUGACUUCCACUCAAAGAAAAGAACAAAAACCUGACAAAGCUACUUUACAUUCACUGCGCAAACAAAGAUUUCAACAGAAAACAAAGCUGAGAAGAUGAAACCAUGAGCUUAUAACAUGAGUUUGUUUCUGUUUGUGAUGAUUUGCAGCUUUGGUUAAGCAUAGGAACAAUGAUGAUCAAAGGCAAGGCUGUGAAGUCUGAUCCUUAUGCUUGUUUAGGAAUAGAUAAAUCUGGUAACUGGGUUCCAGGAGCUCCCAGAGUUUUAUCCCUUCUGUCUUCUAUCCUGGAAAGGUCCAUCCAGAGGAAUGAAAAGCUGGUAGGCGGAUCAAGGAGGAUGGAUGUUGUUACCAUAUUCCAUGGUACAAAAGCACCUGCCCUGAGCAUUAGACAAUAUGUGGAACGCAUCUUCAAGUACUCCAAAUGCAGCAAUUCUUGCUUUGUUGUUGCACUUGUAUAUGUCGACAGGUUCCUGGAAAGAAUGGAUGCUCAUCUUACUUCCCUCAACGUGCAUCGUCUCCUGAUUACAAGUUUCAUGGUGGCUGCAAAAUUUAUUGAUGACCAUUGUUACAACAAUGCGUAUUACGCCAAAGUGGGAGGAGUUAGCACAGAGGAAAUGAACGAGUUGGAGAUGAGGUUCUUAUUCAGUUUGGAUUUCAGACUCCAUGUCACGACCGAGGUCUUCAACAAGUAUUGUUUGAAGAUAGAAAGAGAAGGCGCUGCAGCUUACCAACCUAAUCAGCAAAUUCAAGGCCAUUUGCUCGGAGCUCGGCCAAAGAAAGAUGAAACCAAGCGAGGACCUAAACUUCGAGGUCACCGAGGCAGAGCCUGUUCUACCUAGGAGGUCGAAGACCCAACAAUUUGAACCCCUCUCCUUCAGCAUUGUUCGAUCGAAUC